GGAGUUUGGUGGAGAGAGAAAAAUCUCUUUACAACGUCACUCUGGUUUUCGAAGCUACUGGUACAUUCCAUUAUCACUAGAGAAAGUAUAGUGAACUCAAACUUGAGGAUGACAACAAACCAAUAAACCAAACUAAAAACCCUUUAGUUUCCAAUUCUGUUGAAAUAUACCAAACAUGGCCUUACCAAUCCCAGCACAGCUCUUGCUCGAGCCACCCAAUUAUGGAGUUUUGCAAACCCCUGGAGGAGUUAUUAGUGUCACAGUUAGAACAAGAAAAGCUAAUAAUUCCAACUUGUGUUUUUAUAAUGGAGACAACCCUAGGUUGUAUUCAGGUCUCACAAGGACAAGGGCGGCCUGCAGUGAUGGAGGGGGUGAAGUUUAUGUUAACCCUCACCAGGAUGUUGAUAUGUUAAAGGAUAGCUCAUCUAACACAGGUGACGGUUACAUUGCCUUGUUUGUUCGGAUGCUUGGUUUGGACUAUGACCCUCUAGAUAGAGAACAGACAGUCAUUGCUCUCUGGAAGUAUUCACUUGGAGGGAAGCAGUGUGUUGAUAUGUUAAUGCAGUUCCGGGGUUCUGUUAAUCUGGCUGUGAACCUUCUAAGGUCUGAGUCUGAUGCUGCUUGUGAAGCAGCUGCUGGUCUUUUGAGGAUGAUAUCCUCAGUGAAUAUGUACAGAGAGCUUGUGGCAGAUAGUGGUGCAAUAGAAGAGAUAAACGGCCUCUUGAGACGUUCUUCCCUCUCCCCAAAUGUGAAGGAGCCAAGCUUAUGUUCAUUAUGGAAUUUAUCUGUGGAUGAGAAACUCAGAAACAAAAUUGCCAACUCUGAUCUCCUGCCUUUACUGUUAAAGUUCCUGGAGGAUGAAGAAGUGAAAGUGAAGGAGGCAGCUACAAGGGUUUUGGCUAAUUUAGCAUUGACUGUUUCUAAUCACAAGAAUAUGGUUGAAGCAGGUGUCAUCCCAAAACUGGCAAUGCUCUUGAAAACUGAGGUGGAGGGAUCUAAGGUCAUUAAAAAAGAAGCGAGGAAUGCGUUGCUGGAACUUGCGAAAGAUGAGUACAGCUAGAUUCUUAUCAUGGAGGAAGAUCUUC
Molecule: messenger RNA, 1085 nt
Organism: Nicotiana tabacum (common tobacco)
Lineage: Eukaryota; Viridiplantae; Streptophyta; Magnoliopsida; Solanales; Solanaceae
Source: RefSeq, a predicted model, not a curated record